Molecule: messenger RNA, 806 nt
Organism: Camelina sativa (false flax)
Lineage: Eukaryota; Viridiplantae; Streptophyta; Magnoliopsida; Brassicales; Brassicaceae
Source: RefSeq, a predicted model, not a curated record
UUUUUUCCCCUUCAUUGUAGAAUCAAUUCUUGUCAUUUAUUUUUUUCUCUCUCCCUCUCUCAUUUUCUCUCCAUCUCCUCCUUCAUAUUCUCCGUCUUCUGCUAAUUAAGGAAACAAAAAUGGUGGAUCCUGAAAGAAGAGUGUGUUGCAUGUGUGGUGAUGUGGGUUUCUUCGACAAGCUCUUUCAUUGCAGCAAGUGCCUUAAUCGCUUUCAACACUCGUACUGUAGUAGCUAUUACAGAGAGCAAGCUGAUCCAAUCAAGAUCUGUGAUUGGUGUCAGUGUGAAGCAAAGAGUCGAAGCGGAGCGAAACACGGUGUUAAUGGUGGAUCGUCUAAGAGAUCGUACCGGUCGGAAUACUCUUCAGGCAACCAAAUCAAACAGCAAGAGACUAACCAAACCACUAGUAGUAGUGUUCCUCCAGCAGCCGACAAGGGUAAAUCCGGCGUGCCUUCUCCUAGACCGGCCACUCGCAGGUACAAGCUUCUCAAGGAUGUUAUGUGUUAGUCUUGUGUUCUUGAAAUAACAAAAAAACAAAAAGAAAAGUUUGAGAUAUGGAGAGUUAAUUAGGAUCUGGGAUAAUAAGACACAUGUAUGUAAGAUAUAUAUAUAACUAGCUAGGGUUAUGGUAGCUAGAAGUUGUUAUGGUUUAAGAAGCAAUGUAAUUUACCUGCGGAGUUUAUGUCUUUAGAUGUGCUGCUAGCGAUCGAGUGAGUGUUUGAAAUAAAUUAAGUAUGUUUUUAUAACGACAGAAAUCUUAUAUGUUUUCGUUGAAUGAUUGAUUAUAUUGUCUUGUGCAUUAGUAAA